Closterium sp. Naga37s-1 is the source of this 834-nucleotide messenger RNA. NCBI's taxonomy places the organism in Eukaryota, Viridiplantae, Streptophyta, Zygnematophyceae, Desmidiales, Closteriaceae. The record is from the annotation of a GenBank genome assembly.
AUGCCGGGGGGGGCAGAAGCGGCAGGUGAUCCGGGAUUCACGGCAGCGACCAGCGCUGCUGCCGCCACGUCACGCGUAGAUUCGUCACCGGAAGGCGCCACGCAAGCCACGUGGACAUACCGAUCGAAUCCGUUCAUUCGGCGUGACGUGGCGGAGAUCGUGGUGGUGCGGCACGGCGAGACGACGUGGAAUCGCGAGAACCGCAUGCAGGGACAGACGGAGUCCGACCUCAGCGACGUCGGCCUUCUCCAAGCCUCCAUGCCCGCUCGUUACAUGCCCAUUCACUACAUGCUCGUUCUCCACCGUUUGGCACGCCGCCCGUCUUCCCCCCGCACUUCCUUCCCCUCAUUCAGGCUCCCAUCCGCUCCUUCCCCUCUUCAUCCCACCUCCUCGCUCCUUCCUCCCCUCUCCAUGCCUUACCUAUGCCUUCUCCAUGCCCUCUCCGCCCGCCAGCUGGCAGCUCGCUUCGCCGGGGGUGACCUGCCAUUCACAGCGCUGUAUUCGUCGGACCUCAGGCGGGCGGCAGAGACGGCGGAGGGGGUGGCAGAGGCGGUGGGCAUGCGAGGAGAGCAGGUGGUGCGGCUGCCGGGGCUCAGAGAACGCAACUUGGGGGUUCUGGAGGGCCUCGUCCGGGAGGAAGCUUCUCGGAAGCACCCUGAGGCCUACGGCAUACUGACCUCAAAGGACUGGAGUCAACCCAUUCCUGUGUGCCACUCCUUUGCAGCCUCUUCUCCCCCUCUCCAUCAUCGUUUUUGUAUGUUGCCUGGCCGGCCCGCACUGUGCCUUCUCUACCCCUCUCACGCUGCAGUGGUUUGCUUGCGCUCUUGUUUCUGA